CUUGGUUAGUGAAUAGGCCGAAAUUUCUUAAAGAAAAUGCUGGAUCGAAUUAGUGGAUUUCAUGUAAUGAUCAGUUCUUAUUUGACUGAUGAAUCUUGAGUUUUAAGUAAAAGCAACUGUAACCCAAUCAAAGGAAAGUUUACUCGAUAGAUUAAUGAUUAAAUGCUCGAAAAGUGACAAAGUUAACCAAAUUCACUCAACUCAGUAAUUGAUAUCUUUUUUAAGUGCUUCUUUAACAAUCUUGAUCAAUGUCUUUUAUCUUCCAUCAUCUUCUAUCAUCAUCACCAUCAUCAUCGACAAUCUUUCUCAUUCUUACAAACUGAAACACAAAAAAAAUUAUCUGUACGUGUGUGUCAUCCCAUAUUGUUGAUUGGUUAGGUUGACAAUUAAUCAUGUCCAAAGUCAAAACCAAAAUCUUUACAAACUCAUCUUUUGUUUCUAGGCUUGGUGUAAUGCCAGGGAUAAUUGACUGACUGUGUUACUGUCUUGAACCGUCUUUUAUUGUCUCCAACCACUUUAUUUUAAUCAGUAAUGUAAUUAUUGAAACCAGUCACUAUCAGCUUUAAAAUUUCAGAUAAACGGAUACUCCUCUAUCCUGUCAUCGAUUAGCAUGUUGAGUGAAAAUAAGUGAAAAAUAUCACCUUUGAUGUAACUCUUUACCCGAUUUUACCAAUUUUUAUUGAAAAGCCUUCCACUAGUUUCAAAAUUGGUUGAUUAACCAACUCUAACCUUCAACCCUUCAACAAAAUCAUCACUGCUUGUUGUUUAAACUUUCCUCUUCACCAUGGAUUUACAUGCAACUAUUAUCCUUCUCUUGAUUUUCCUCAUUACCCGGGUUUCAUUUGGUCAGAGACAGUUUCAAAUUGAUUGGUCUAACAAUGUAUUUCUCAAGGAUGGACAACCUUUUCAAUAUGUUUCUGGUUCAUUUCAUUAUUUUCGGGUUCCAGUCGAGUAUUGGUCUGAUCGGAUGAUUAAAAUGCGUAGUGCUGGUCUCAAUGCAAUUCAAACGUAUAUUGAAUGGCGAUCUCAUGAACCAUCCAUUGGUGUUUACAAUUUUGAGGAUAACCUGAAUUUGUUUGGUUUCAUUGAAAUGGCCCAGAAACAUGAUCUUUUGGUUAUCCUAAGGCCUGGUCCAUAUAUCUGUGCAGAGCGUGAUAUGGGAGGUUUACCGUCUUGGUUGUUGACUGAAGAUCCAUCAAUGGCAUUGAGAUCAAAUGAUUCUCGGUAUUUGAAUCAUGUUAAUCGUUGGUUCAAUUAUCUUUUACCACGACUCAACCCGUAUUUAUAUAAAAAUGGUGGACCAGUUAUUAUGAUGCAAGUUGAAAAUGAAUAUGGAUCUUAUUUCGCUUGUGAUUUCAGUUAUACAAGUUAUUUACGAGAUUUAAUGGCCAAUUUAACCAAUAAUGAUGUUGUCCUUUUCACAACCGACGGCAAUGCCCUGAGUUAUCUUAAAUGUGGACUUAUAAAUGGUACUUUUGGAACCAUUGAUUUCGGCCCUGGAACUGAUGUAGCUCAAUCCUUUUCUUAUUUGAGAUCACGCCAACCAAAUGGUCCCCUAGUCAACUCUGAAUAUUAUACUGGCUGGUUAGAUCAUUGGGCAGAGCCACAUUCGGUAACAUCUGAUGAGUUGGUUAUUAAGACUUUGGAAACGAUGCUCUCAAUGAAUGUUUCCAUCAACAUGUAUAUGUUUGAAGGUGGUACCAAUUUUGAUCUUGGUGCUGGAGCUAACUAUGGUAGCCAUUUAACACCUCAACCAACCAGUUAUGAUUAUGAUGCACCAUUGACUGAAUCAGGCGAUAUAACGGAUAAAUAUUUAAAAAUCCGUUCAACAAUUUCCAAGUAUUUACCUGUUGGUGAAAUACCAGAACCCAAAAUCCAACCAAAAAUGAGAUUGACUGUCACAGCAAGUCGUUACCUCAAUUUUUAUGACCUACUUGAACUAGGUAAAGUGAAACAAAGUGAAAAGCCAAUGACAUUUGAAUCUCUUGGUGUUUCAACUGGUUUUGUGCUCUACUCAAGUAUAAUCAAUCGUACUCCCAGUGAUCCAGUUUUACUGUCUAUUCCAACUCUUCGAGAUCGCGCAAUCAUCUUUAUUGAUGGGGUAAGACAAGGAGUAUUAUCAAGAGCAGUCGGUGCAAAUCAAUUACCAAUCGAAGCUCGUCUGGGUUCUUAUUUAGCUAUCUUGGUUGAAAAUGAAGGCAGAAUAUCUUAUGGACCUUACAUUAACGAAGAAAAGGGAAUAAUUGGUGAUGUUAACCUGGGAUCAGUUACGAUUACAGACUGGAUUCAUAUCUAUUUCCAAGACAUGUCUAAUUUCCUCAUUUCAGCUCUGAAAGAGAAACCCAAUAAUUAUGACAAUUUUAAUUUGAACCUAACCAAGUUAUCGCCAUUUCCUGAUCCUCCUUUAUAUCCAAAUAUGUUUCGUAGUGUAUUCCAGUUGCCCAUAGGAAUGAAACCUUUAGAUACAUUUAUGAACAUGGCUAACUUUACGAAAGGAGUUGCUAUGCUAAAUGGACACCUUCUGGGUAAAUAUUGGCCACACACCGGACCUCAGGUUACACUUUAUGUUCCUGGAGUUUGGUUUAAACCUUUCCCUGACCAAAAUGUUUUAAUAAUUUGGGAAACAUUUGGAACAACUUCAGAAGAAGAGUACAAAGAUAAUUUAGUUACGAUUCAGUUUCAAGAGCAAUCAAUUCUUGACGGACCAACACCGUUUUCAAACACUAAAACCAAUGAUUAUUGGUUAUCUAAACUUCCAAAAUCAAACAAUCAAAUCAUUGGCUAAAAUGUAUCUUCAUUUCUUGGUACAAUGUCUGAACCAGAAAAAUUUAGGUAGCCUUUUAUUUGUAAACAACCAAUAAUUUAUAGCCAUAAUCUACCAUGAAUGGGUUUUCUUAAAUUAAAUUCAUAACUUGCUUUGCUCACAAAUUACAAAAAAAAACCAAUAA
Messenger RNA from Tetranychus urticae (two-spotted spider mite), 2948 nucleotides. The record is from RefSeq and is a predicted model, not a curated record. Lineage: Eukaryota; Metazoa; Arthropoda; Arachnida; Trombidiformes; Tetranychidae.